Molecule: messenger RNA, 1712 nt
Organism: Haliotis rubra (blacklip abalone)
Lineage: Eukaryota; Metazoa; Mollusca; Gastropoda; Lepetellida; Haliotidae
Product: putative hydroxypyruvate isomerase
Exons: 8
Coding region: 30-893 (287 amino acids)
Biological process (GO): glyoxylate metabolic process
Molecular function (GO): hydroxypyruvate isomerase activity
Source: RefSeq, a predicted model, not a curated record
UAUGAAUACAACCUUUGACCUAGAAACACAUGCUGCCUGCGAAGAAAACGUUUGGUUUUACUGUAGCUGCAUUAAGAACACUGCACCGAUCGACAAGCAGUAUGCCGCUGAAAAUUGCAGCCAAUGUUUCUCUUUUGUUUAAGGAAACGCCAAAUUUAGCUGACAGAUAUCAGGUUGCAAAAGAUGCUGGCUUCAAGUUUGUGGAGUGCACGUUCCCGUAUGACGUUCCAGUUGAUCAGAUGGCGGCUGCCAGGGAAGGGGCGGGGCUUGAGCAAGUGCUUAUCAAUGGAUACCCAGGUGACCUAGCAAAUGGUGACCUUGGAUUAGCUGCACUUCCAAGCAGAAAAGAGGAAUUCAGGGAAAAGUUGGAAUUAUCAAUACAGUAUGCAAAUGCUUUGGAGUGUAAAAGGAUGCAUCUGAUGGCUGGCAGGAGGGGUCAAGUAGAUGAUAAGGUCAUGGAGGAGACAUUCCUUGAUAAUCUCCAAUAUGCAGCAGAUCGACUACAGAAAGAGGGAAUCCUUGCUGUGAUUGAGCCAGUCAACAACCGAAUCUCUGUACCGGACUACUUCCUGUACGACCCUCACAAAGGGCUGGAAUAUGUGAAGCGACUGAACCACCCCAACUUAAAACUUCAGUUUGAUGUGUUCCAUGUGCAGAUCAUGGAUGGAAACCUCACCAAGAACCUGAAGGAAAUGUUCCCCUACAUCGGUCAUAUACAGAUCUCCCAAGUGCCAGAACGCCAUGAGCCAGACAGUCCAGGCGAGAUCAACUACCCAUAUGUGUUCCAAGUGCUGGAGAAUCUUGGAUAUGAUGGCUACAUAGGCUUGGAGUACAACCCAAAAGGAGAUACACUGGCUGGACUUGAAGGGUUGCGGAAACUGGGUCUCCUGUGACAGGGCAAGUCUUUGUGAGGACAUACACCAUAUUAACAAAGGAAAUGAAGAUGGCUGCUGGGGAUUUAUUCUGGUUGUCAUAAAAACCUGGAAGUAUUGCAUCUUGCAAUAUACAUGAAACAAAUUCGUUCAUAGCCAAUUUCAUCACAUUGUCUAACCUUCAUGAUGGUCACUGACAAUCAAAUGCUUGAAAAUUCUUCAAGAAGUGUUCAUAUUGCCAAAGUAACCUCUUUUUUGCUUGGAUCAGCUGGGUGGGAUUUGUAAUAAACCACACUAGGGUCACUGGUCUUGUCAACCCUUAUCAUUCAUGUCCUUCAUCCAUUUUGGUAUUCUUCAGUGUUUGUGAAACUCACUGGACAAAUUUACUCAUUGGGUCAUCUUCAGUGUUGAAAUUAGCAAGAGACCCUAGCAUUCAUGACUAUUAUUGGAGGAACUUGGUCAGCUCAGAUCUAUUCAUCCCUGGAGCAGGCCUGGAGGUUCUUCAUGUCUUAGCCCUCUGAAGAGACAGUCACAAUGGGACAAGUAGAAUAUCUCCGCUCCAGGACUCACAGAAGGAAAAUCAAAUGAUGUCACCUUGACAUUCAGUAAGCCAUAUUCCUCCGAGUUUGGUGCAUAAACUGUGCUGUUGUCGUUAAUCAAGACAGAACAGAAGCAUAUCAGAAACUGCUCCCACACACAAGGGCUCCAGAAUAUUUCUGAUGAAUGUAAAUCAGAAACAUAUUUAUUUUGAUUAUGUAUGAUCAAUGCAAUCAGUAGGUAUGAAAUCCUUGUAUUUAACAUUUGCAUGAUCAACCAAAUACAAAUACUUUGUAAACUGUA